AUGGUUAAAGAGAAUUAUUACAGUUUUGGUAAAACUAAAUAUCUUAACAAUUUGAACUCUGGUAAAGCUAAAAAGAACUCAAGGGGAGAAAUUAUUAAAGAAGCAUCUUUUCAAUCUACGAAAAAGUCUAUUGGAAGAAUUGAACCAAGUAGACAUUGGUUUAAUCCUACUAAAGUUAUUGAUCAUAAUGAAUUAGAUAAAUAUAGAAAUUCAGUUAGAAUUAACUCUCCUUAUGAAGUGUUAUUAAAGAGUGGUAAUGUACCCGGAUCACUGGUUAAUAAUGUAGUUAAAAAGAAGAAACAUGACUUUAUAUUUGAUACUGAUUUUAACAGUAAGAGAAUAAAAAUAGCUUAUAAUUCAUUAGAAGAUAUAAAAAAGUAUAAUUCUGAAAAAAUAGAAAAAAUAGAUUCAGUAACUCAAAAUACCAAUUUUAUUAUGACAAGAAGCAGUAGUAAAGCUACAUGGACUGAACUCUAUAAGGUAUUAGAUUCUUCAGAUGUGGUAGUUCAUGUAUUAGAUGCUAGAAAUCCUAAAAUUUGCUCUCAUAUUGAAAAUUACUUAGAAAAACACAAUCAUAAGUAUUUGAUAUACGUUUUAAAUAAAGUUGAUCUUGUUCCUAAAGAAGUAACUACACAAUGGAUUAAUAAGUUAAAUCAAAAACAUCCUGUAGUAGCUUAUCAUGCUCUUAGUAGAGAUAAUUAUAAAAGUAACAAAUUGAAUUUUGGUAAAGAAAAUCUCACUAGAAUUUUAAGACAAUUAAAAAGACUUUAUUUAACUAACAAUAAAAACAAACAUUGUAUAUCAGUUGGAUUUGUUGGGUAUCCAAAUACCGGUAAAUCAUCAAUUAUAAAUUCACUGAGGGGUAAAGAUGUUUGUAAAGUUGCUCCCAUUCCCGGUGAGACAAGAGUAUGGCAAUACAUUACUUUAUUUAAAGAUUUGUAUUUAAUUGAUUCACCAGGUGUUAUUCCAAUCACUAAUAGUGGUAAAUUUACAGUUGAUGAUCUUUUAAAUGGUGGUCUUAGAAUUGAGAGUAUGAAUAACUGUGAAAUGUAUGUUUGGGAUGUAGUUGAGAGAGUUGGUAAGGAAAAAAUUAUAAAGUUUUAUGAUUUAAAGAUUGAGUUUGAUAGUUUAAAGGGUCUUCUUAGGUCUGUUGGUAAGAGAAUGGGAUUUAUAAGAAAAGGAGGUAUUAUUGAUGAAGAUUUAGUUGCAAAGAGAAUUCUUACUGAUUUUGUUAGAGGGAAAUUGCCUUAUUAUGUUAAAGUUUAA
Molecule: messenger RNA, 1266 nt
Organism: Hepatospora eriocheir
Lineage: Eukaryota; Fungi; Microsporidia; Hepatosporidae
Source: the annotation of a GenBank genome assembly